UCUUCUCGCCCCUUCAUCCACAUAUAUACAUGAUUUCAUCCUCCCCAGCUGAAAACUAGCUGCCUCACACUCUACUACCGUCAACCAAAGCCAUGAGGGGUUUCCCGCUGGCCGGCGUGCUGGUGGCGCUGCUGCUCGCCGCCGGGGAGCUGCAUUGCGCGGCAACAGCGGCACCAGCACCACCAGCAAAGGCAUCGGCGCCACCGCCGCAACACCCAGGAGCGCCACCACAGCACGCACCACCAUCGCCUCCGCGGCGACACCGACCAUCACAUGGACAAGCCCCGCCGGUUCCCAGGAAGCAGGACCCUCCAUCAUCACCACCGCCACCGCCGCCGAAGCAGGACCCUCCGCCUCCAUCGCCGCCGCCGCCUCAGCAGCAGCAGGACCCUCCAUCGCCACCGCCACAGCAGAUCAUACCACCAAUACAGGUCGUGCCACCAAUUCAGGACCCCGACGCGGCGGCACCAGCACAGCCACCCAGGGGCGGCAACCGCUCCGCGGUCUGCACCACCCUCCUCGUGUUCGGGGACUCGACGGUGGACCCAGGCAACAACAACCGCCUGCGGACGACAGCCAAGGCCAACUUCCCGCCCUACGGCAUCAACUUCUACGGCCGCAGGCCCACCGGCCGCUUCACCAACGGCAGGCUGGCCACUGAUAUGCUGGGUAACAGUUACAUAUUUCUUCCUCUGUCUCCUUUUGCUGCUGUUGUUUCAGGAUACCUGACUUGGCAGAGUUGCGGCGGUUUUGCAGCGGACAAGCUCGGUAUAAUGAGGACCAUCCCGGGCUUCCUUGACCCGACGCUCAAGCUGGGGCAGCUCAGGAAGGGGGUGAGCUUCGCGUCGGCGGGCUCUGGAUACGACGAUAUCACUGCCAACACAUUAAGCGCGCUGCCAUUCCGGAGACAACUGUGGCACUUCUGGCGUUACAAGCAACUGAUCCGAGCCCUGCUCGGACUGAGAAGAGCAGAGCGAAUUGUUAACAGGGCUACCUUCAUCAUAAGUGCUGGUACAAAUGACAUGCUCCUAAACUACAUCGCGUCAAACCGAUCAGCUGGCCCCAUCGCCAUGCUGCGGUACGAGAACCACCUGAUAGCACGCCUCGGCAACUAUACCCAGGUGAUGAGGAUGCUUGGAGCGAGAAGGUUUGUGUUCGUCGGGCUACCCCCGAUCGGCUGUCUACCGAUCGCAAGAACAUUGCUCGGAAGGGAUCCAGAUGGAUGCGACAGCGACCUAAACCAGCUGGCGGCUUCCUUCAACUCGAGACUGGUUCAGCUGUCGAAUUUCGUCAACUACCAGCCCCGAAUGAAGAGCGCCUACAUAGAUACCUACACAAUCAUACGGGCGGCAACAGACAACCCUCAGAAUUACGGGCUGACGGAGGUGUCAAGAGGGUGCUGCGGGUCGGGGAUGAUCGAGGUUGGCCAGACAUGCAGAGGGCGAAGGACAUGCCCGGACCCAAGCAAGUAUAUGUACUGGGAUGCUGUCCAUCCAACAGAGACAACAAACCAGCUUAUCACAAGCCUGAUGCUGGACUCCAUUGCCGGAAUCUACAGCUAGACUCUCAAAGCUCCACAGCGAGACCAUUUCUGUUCUCUUUCUUUCUUUUACACCAGUGUCAUGUGCUAUACUCAACUGUACUGCAGGUGCAUGUGCUACUGCAGUUCAGUUGAGUUGUAAAACUAGAACGUGUUACUGUAACCUUUGCAACUGAAGAAAAAGACACAGAAUAACUACGGUGGAUCAGCAUGGGCAAAUUACAGGGCAGG
Triticum urartu is the source of this 1771-nucleotide messenger RNA. RefSeq names its product GDSL esterase/lipase At5g45950-like. Lineage: Eukaryota; Viridiplantae; Streptophyta; Magnoliopsida; Poales; Poaceae. Gene Ontology annotation, molecular function: hydrolase activity, acting on ester bonds. The record is from RefSeq and is a predicted model, not a curated record.